AUGGACUCAAAUCGAUCCAGAUUACCUCGAGCAGCUUCCAAUCCAGCUAUCAGACCUGUCCCUGCUCCUUCAACUUCAACUUCGACUUCUACAUUAUCAAGACUCCCCGGUCCAGCUCAUAUAGUCAGGCAGUCGACCGUCGCUCGUAAACCAUCUAUACCACUACGUUCAAACAAGAAGAUCACACCGACAGAUACUCAAGAUCAAUCUAGUAACUCACCUGCCAAACGAUUAUUACCUAGUAGAUCGACAUUGGGUCUGGCCAAACCCACUUUCUCAGCACCUGUAAGAGCAAGUACGAAACAACCUCCUGGUCAUCCUAAUCCUUUGGGACCCAAGAGGACCAUUCCAUCUGCUACUGCUACAUACAGAACGUCGUCUGUCGCUAGCUCCUCAAGUGUCAAACCGAUCUCGACGUCCUCGGUAUGCGUGAAGAAUGGUAAAGACAAUUGCUUCAAAUCUCCUGAUCCGUUCACAGAGAUCAAGAUUUCAACCUCAAAUGGCUCUACAACCAGAACCAAUAUUGUCAAAGGGAUUAUUCCAAAGAAAGGAUUUCUAGGUCUCGGCAGUCCCUCUCGACCUACUCGAAUACCCACCACUCCACUUUCCCGUCCUCCUCAAGCGAUUCUUCAAACUCCAGCUCUUCCUCGGAUCACCUCCAUCCCCUGGACUUCGCACAAUCCGGAUGAUCAGCUGAAAGAUGUUGAAUUGAGCUUUACCGCUGAAGACGAUUCGAAUGAUAAUUCUUUGAUCGAACCGUUAGAUUUUGGCUUUGCGACCAGUCGUUUCAAUUCGAAAAGUGCGCUUCCGCUGUACAAUAAUACUUGUGUCUCAGAUUUGGAGAACAUCCAAUACGAGAGGGAUGAGAAGGUCAGAGAAGUGAGAGAGUUGAAGAGUCAGGGAGUCAAAGAAGCCUGGAGUGAAGUUGUCAGAGCUGGUGAAGGGGAUUUGGAAGAGGUGAUGAUAAUGCAGGAAUUGAUCGAAGCUCUCAUGUUGGAUAUGGAUAUGCGAGGAAAUAGUAAUGCGCUGUAG
This is a messenger RNA of Kwoniella mangroviensis CBS 8507, 1032 nucleotides long. RefSeq lists its product as uncharacterized. Lineage: Eukaryota; Fungi; Basidiomycota; Tremellomycetes; Tremellales; Cryptococcaceae. The record is from RefSeq and is a predicted model, not a curated record. The transcript has 2 exons. The coding region runs from base 1 to 1032 and encodes 343 amino acids.